CGAGUGCGUUUUUUUUUUGUUUAUUUACAAAAAGUUUUGUGUAUUUCAAAAAACAUGUAAAGUUAUUCAAAAGUGACCAAUUGUUAUUCGAAAGUGUAAUUAUUUAACAAAAUGAAGGUUAUAGAAGCCAAAAUAGUUGUACUUGGAUCACAAGGUGUGGGCAAAACGAGUUUGGUCGUGCGUUACAUCGGGAAGAUGUUCUCGAAGCACGUUUCACCUACCAUCGGAGCGUCUUUCUUCACGUGCAACAUUAGCGUCGAAAACGCAAGAGUCAAACUCCAGGUCUGGGACACGGCUGGUCAGGAGAGGUUCAGGUCAAUGGCCCCGAUGUACUACAGAAACGCCAACGCCGCGCUGCUGGUCUUCGACAUCACGAGCAUGCAAAGCUUCACAGCCAUCAAGGGCUGGGUCAAAGAACUACAAAGCAAUGUUCCAGAGGCGAUGGUGUUGUCCGUUGUCGGCAAUAAAAGCGAUCUAGAAUCCCUGAGAGCGGUCCCUUACAAUGAGGCGACGCAGUAUGCCGCCACCAUCGGGGCCGCUUACUGCGAAACGUCCGCGCUGCACGAUCAGGGCAUCGAAAAAGUGUUCAAGAACACCGCGAUAUCACUGCUGCAACUGUCCUCCAGUAACCUGGUCUCCUCGCUGCGAUCCUAUGAUUCAACAGAAGAGAAAAUUCCAACAGCCAGCACAACCGACGACCGCGCGACCCACACCGCCAAAGUGGAGCUGCCGGCCUGGAGCAUCGACAGCAUAGCGCACGGGGAACCCCAGAAAAACAUGUGUUGCUAGCCUUUAAAAAAGUUCCCCAAAUUACGGGUAAUCCGGCUCUGUUAUUACCCAAGGAAUGAAUCGGAGCAAAACUGCGGACAAUAUUGACAAUGUUAUUAUUAAUAAUUCAGUAUCAGAGAGUGAUAAAAGUCUGAAGUUUUCAGCUGAUGUCUAGGGGCAUCAGUGAGUGCUAGCCGUCACAGCGAUGUGCUUGUAUGUCCGUUCAGUUUAUAAUCAGUGAAAUUGGUUAAUGAUAAAUCGAAACUAUUAACCACAUGUGACG
This is a messenger RNA of Bombyx mandarina (wild silkworm), 1051 nucleotides long. RefSeq names its product RAS oncogene family member RabX1. The record is from RefSeq and is a predicted model, not a curated record. Gene Ontology annotation, molecular function: GTPase activity; GTP binding. Lineage: Eukaryota; Metazoa; Arthropoda; Insecta; Lepidoptera; Bombycidae.